GUCAUGGUCGGGGAUGGGCAAGUCACGUGGUGCGCUUUUCUUAACCUGCGGUCGUAGGGAAAAUGGAAGAAAGCACGAACAAGUUUUAGGUAGAUGACUAGCCUCUUUUGUCAACGGGAGUACCAGGUAGCCCUCUAGGUUUGUUCAAUGACCUGCAAGUCAAUGUAAGUCCUGCUGAGUGACUGCGUGCGUGUGAAAGAGGGUAAAUUCGGUUCCCCAUGUCCUCAGGAGGUGGCUCCUGGGGGGCCACUGAGCGCGGCAGACAUGCUGCCCCCCACCACCACCACCACCAGUACGACCAAGUGGCAUCCGGCUCUCCGCCCCGCAACCACCACGCCCUCCGCAGCCAGCGCUCCUCCGAGCUCGCCCUGAGUUCCGACCCCCUGCCCCCUCCUCCGCUGCCCCACCAGCCACCCGUGGGACCCGACUCGGGCGUGGAGUCCGACCCCAGCCACGGUGACGCCGACUGCGGUGCCAGCGUGUCGUCUGCAGGGGCGCCGGCAGCGGUAGCCGACGACCCGGCGCUUGACAUCAAGCCCGUCCACCGCUUCAUCCCCGACUCCUGGAAGAACUUCUUCCGGGGCAGCAGCCACCGAGGCAGCAGCAACACCAACAGCAACAGCAACAGCCACAAGCUCUGGCCGCCAUCCAUGCCAUCCAACCGCAACAACAACAACACCGCCACCGACGGCAACACCACCACCGACGGUGUCCGCUGCUCGCCGCCCCACUCCCCUUCCUCCGUCCCCCGCGGCUCCGGCUCAUUCCGCGACCAGUAUGGCGGCUCGGGCGGCAGCUACAACUCCCGGAAGGAGCGGGAGGCCGCGCUGCUAGGCUCCGGCCCACCAGAGUCGCUGGACGGACGGACGGUCAGGACGGCCCACACGGGCCACACGGCGCUGAGCUACACGGAGCGCGUGGAGGAGUACCACCUGCGCUACUCCUACAUGAAGUCCUGGGGCGGCCUGCUGCGCAUCCUGGGCUGCGUGGAGCUGCUGCUGGGCGCGGCCGUCUUCGCCUGCGUCUGCGCGUACGUCCACAAGGACAACGAGUGGUUCAACAUGUUCGGCUACUCGCAGCCGGGCGGCUUCGGAGGCUACGGCGGCGGCGGGUACGCGGGCGCAGGCGGGGGCUACGGAGGGUACGCCUACUCGGGACCCAAGACCCCCUUCAUCCUGGUGGUGGCUGGGCUGGCGUGGAUAGUGACCAUCAUCCUACUGGUUCUCGGGAUGACCAUGUACUACCGCACCAUCCUGCUGGACUCCAACUGGUGGCCGCUGACGGAGUUUGUGCUGAACCUGGCGCUGGCCCUGCUCUACAUGGCGGCGGCCAUCGUGUACGUCAACGACACGCGGCGCGGCGGCCUGUGCACCUACGCCAUGUUCAACACGCCCAUCAACGCGCCCUUCUGCCGCGUGGAGGCGGGCCAGACGGCGGGCAUCAUCUUCCUCUUCGUCACCAUGGUGGUGUACCUGAUCGGCGCCAUCGUGUGCCUCAAGAUGUGGCGGCACGAGGCCACCCGACUGCACCGGGAGAAGUACGGGCACGAGAUGAUGGCAAGGGACACAAUGGAUUCACGAUAUCCGGCGAUGGCUGGUGCCAGGGCAGCUGAGCGGGAGCCCAUGCCCGUCUCCUCUGAGAUGCCCGUCCAUGCUGCCACCUCCGCCCCCGCGGCCGCGGCCAUGAGGCCCAAGGUCAUCAAGGGCCACAUCCCAUCCGGCCACAUCCCCAAACCCGUCAUCAUGCCUGACUACAUCGCUAAGUACCCCAGUAUUCGCUCUGAUGAGGAGAGGGACCAGUACAGGGCGGUGUUCAAUGACCAGUACUCCGAGUACAAGGAGCUGCACGCUGACGUCCAGGCCACGCUCAAGAGGUUCGACGAGAUGGACGCCAUGAUGCGCAACCUCCCCCAGCACGUCAACAGCCAAAUGGAACAGGAGCGCAUCCAUAACAUUCUCCAGGAAUACCAGAGGAAAAAAAUGGACCCCACCUUCCUGGAGAAGAAAGAGAGGUGCGAGUACCUGAAGAGCAAACUCGCUCAUAUCAAGCAGAAGAUCCAAGACUAUGACAAGGUCAUGGAAUGGAACGACGGCUACGGAUACAUGUCCUCCAAAAUUGGGAGUCCCCCUCCCUAUGAGUCUGAACAUGGAUACAAUGGGGUAGCUCAGCCGGCCUAUUCCUACUAUGCGGACGAUGAGCUCCAGCACUUCUACAAGUGGAACUCGCCGCCGGGCAUCAUCAAGAUCAUGUCCUGCAUCAGCAUCAUCCUCUGCGUGGGCAUCUUUGCCUGUGUGGCCUCCACCCUGGCACACGACAACAGCAUAGCCAUGGCAGGCAUGGGGGGUGGCAUGUACGGCGGUGGCAUGGGGGGUGGCUACGGCGGUGGCUACGGUGGCACGGGCUACGGCGGCGGUAUAGGUAUGGGAGGCAUGGGAGGAUACAACACUGGGAUGUACGGAGGCAUGAACUACUACAACGACCCCAGGAAGGGCAAAGGUUUCAUGCUGGCCAUGGCCAUCAUCUGCUUCCUGGCUCUCCUCGCCGUCUUCAUCAUGGUCAUCUCCCACCAGCGCAUGGCCCGGGGCAGGAAGUUCUACCUGGCCGUCAUCAUCAUGUCGGCCAUCUUGGCGUUCCUCAUGCUCAUCGCGACCAUAGUGUACCUGGUGGCGGUGAACCCUAUGGCCCAGUCGUCCGGCUCCAUGCAGUACAACCAGAUCCAGGCAAUGUGUGCCCCCUACCAGCAGCCGCAGCAGAGCGGCGUGUUCGUCAACCAGUACCUGUACCACUACUGUGUGGUGGAACCUCAGGAGGCGAUUGCCAUUGUGUUAGGGUUCGUGGUGACCGCCGCCCUCAUCAUCAUCUGUGUGUUCGCCGUGAAGACCCGGCAGAGGAUCAACGGAUACGGCAAGGACAACAUCCUGUGGAGACGUGUGAAGGUCAUCGAGCCAGAGGUCGCAGAUGGAGAUGUGGAGGCAUGGGUGAAUGACGUAUCGGCUGCUCCUGAGCCUCCAGCGGCUGACUAUCCCCUCAAAUCAAUCAGUGGCUCCAGGAAUCACCUGGAUGAGGACGCAUCAGACUACAAGCCCCCAUACAGCUACAGCCCAGCGGUUGUGGAGGAGUCGCUGCGCAGCAGUGCCAUCCCCUAUAGCAACAGCUCCGAGAGGCCCAGCUCUAAUGGACGGCCCAAGAAGAAGCGCGGGGGCCGCCGCACAGGAGACGGCUACGACACCGACGGAUACAUGUCCUCAGGAGACGAGCUGGACGACGAAGACUUCUCCAGUGAGUUCCCUCCUAUUGAGUAUGAACACGAGAGGGACGAGUACAAGCGUGUGUUCGAUGACGACCACCUGGAGUACAAAGAGCUGCAGGCUGAACUGGACGCCAUCAACAAGAAGAUGGCCGAGGUGGACAGGGAGCUGGACGACCUUCCAGAGGGAAGCCCCCAGUUCCUGGACGCCAUGGACGAAUACAAGGAGCUGAAGAACAAAAAGAAGAGUCCAGACUACCAGGUGAAGAAAAAGCGCUGCAAGUACCUCAAGUCCAAGCUGAGCCACAUCAAGAAAAUGGUCAGUGACUUUGACCGAAGAGGCUAAUCCAACACCGGCAGAGAUGCCAUCCUUCUCCCAUCUGAUUGGUUUUGCUUCCACAGUGGACGCGCAUUAGAGGUUCUGAUUGGGUGGUCGUCUUUGUUUGCCAGCUUGUGCACACCCACCUCCACGUGUGUAGAUGUUUGAGGUGAAUGGAAGGACCAACUCGUCAUCAUGCAACCAUUUUGGCCAGUCAACAUGUGUUAGCUGUACAGUCUAGUGUUCAGAAGCAAAGGGGAGUCCCAGACUUCACUAAAGGUGAAUAUUCACUAUUCUUAGCCAACAGGAUCAGAGUAUCUCAGAGAUUCAAAUGAAUUUGGACCUUUUUGUUGUAAGAUAGUAUUUUUUUAAAAACACAUGUUAUCUUGUUUCUUAAUAAGCUUGAUCAUGCUUUGAAUACUCGUUCCUCUAAGCUGUUUUGGGUCAUUUUUAAAAAUAAUGUUUUUAACAUGAUUUUUUGAGAACUGGUUAACUCUGUUGUUGUUACUGUAACUGUGAAAAGGAUUUUAACCUCAUUACCAAAAGAAUAAGAUGCAAUGGGAAUUUU
Messenger RNA from Engraulis encrasicolus (European anchovy), 4134 nucleotides. It is a transcript of the gene marveld2a, whose product is annotated as MARVEL domain containing 2a. Gene Ontology annotation, biological process: bicellular tight junction assembly. The transcript is spliced from 16 exons. The record is from RefSeq and is a predicted model, not a curated record. Gene Ontology annotation, cellular component: apical plasma membrane; bicellular tight junction; cytoplasmic vesicle. The coding region runs from base 219 to 3593 and encodes 1124 amino acids. Lineage: Eukaryota; Metazoa; Chordata; Actinopteri; Clupeiformes; Engraulidae.